UUCACUUUCGAAGUAAUCGCUUGCUCUAUAUGGGCUUGAAGACUAUUUUAUCGUUUCCGAUAUAACGAUUUCUUAAUUCGACACGGCUAAGCAUGGGGAACGCAACGAGUGUUCCUGAUGAACAGCAAAAUAGAGGACUGGACACAAGAGAGAGAGAACUGGACCGUAGAGAGAGGGAACUGGAGAGAGGAAAGGAAGAACUGGACAGAAGAGAGAGAGAACUGGAGAAGAGAAAGGAAGAACUGGACAGAAGAGAGAGAGAACUGAAGAGAAGACAGGAAGAACUGGACAAAAGAGAGAAAGAACUGGGUGGGAAAAAAAGGCGUGACAGCAAAGAAAAGCCCCCUGACAUGGCAGAACAAUCCUGAAGCUGCUCCUGGACUGUGAAUCUACUGAAGUGAGAUUUCAGAUUUCCAGUAAGGCUGAGGACAACUGAUAUAUUAAUUCAUAAUCUGAUGCACGGUUGAAGAGUUUGUUUUAUUUUUGAGGGCUUGAAUAGCCUAAUUUUGCAGAACAGAAUACCAUGAACUAUUGACAAAGAAAGGCCAGAGUCAGAUUAGCAGCUUGUAGAUGUUAAACCGCAGUCACACUUCAGUUUUCAUCUCAUUGAGUUGAAUUCAUACACAUACAAAUGCAUCAGAACAGAAACGCAAGCCUGUGCAAGGAUAUUUCACAAUUUUUUUUGCAUAUUUAGACUAAACUUGAAUCAAGCUCUAAUCCUAUUGAUUGAUUUUGCAGUGCAAAAGCUAUGUGCGAUUUGUUUUUGGACUUUCAAUUCAUUACUAAGAAUAAUAAAUAGCAGUAAAGCUCAAACUUCUUGCUCUACAGAGAACUAUCAUUCUGACAAAGAAAAUAUAUAUUAUAAGAAAAUACAAUUUGCAUUGCUUGUUAUGGCUAAAAAUCAAUGGUCUCAAGACUUUAUGGCCAUAAGACUUUAUGGCCGUGCUCACUAUUAUGUGAAAGAAUAAUGUCAAUACUUGUGAUCUCAUUAUUGCAGUUACUUCACCUUUAAUAAAAAAAAAUACAUUUACAGGCAAUAUUCUUGCUCUUAUACCACAAAACAAAAUAAUUCUCCUUCCUUACUCAAACACUUUAUUCUCUGAGCACAAACAGUUGCUUUGUAUAACUAGCACUUCUUGUCUAUAUUGUGCCUCUUGUUAAAUCGCUGAAUGUCUGCUUAAUUGUAAGUUGCUUUGUACGAAUGUGUCUGCUAAAUGUGUAAAUAAGCGUUCUGCGCUAGUUCAGACAGGGCUUGUAGUCAAACUCUGCUCUCAGCUUAUUUAAAAAUUGAAAUCCCAGGCUGUCCUAUCCCUAUCAGCUGAUCCAAAUUACAUGCACUCUACUGACAAAUGCUUAAGGCAAAUUAUUAAAAAAAUUAGAAUAAAGCUGGGAAAAUUCCAGCCUGAUCUCACGAGAAAACGUAAGUAUUUUACGUUUUGUCAGUUUAGUGGCUAAUUCAUACGAGUUCAGUCGUACGAAAUUGUACGAUUUUAAAAAGGAGGCGUGGCACCUAACCCCACCCCUAAACCCAACCAUCACUGGCGGAUGAGCAUAUCGUACUAAAUACAUACAUACAUACUACAUACGAAUUAGCCACUAAAUCAAAAAGUUGCGAAUUGCCGUGAGAUUGUGCUGAAAAUUCUCAUCCAGCACCCAUACAAUCAGCAUUAGCACCCUAUAGGGAUGUGUCCUCUCCCCACUGCUUUUCUCCCUGCACCAAUAACUGCACUGCACCCCUCUGUCAAGCUCAUGAAAUUUGGAAAUGACACCACAGUCAUUGACCUCAUUCACGAUGGUGAUUGAGUCUUAGAAGUUAAAGAACUCGCUGUCUGGUGCAGUCUUAACAACCUAGAGCUUAAAGGGUCUUGAAAUCCUAACACACACUUUUUGAGAUGUUGAAAGACAGGCCUAUUUAUGUGUGGCACGUUGCUCAAAACAUUAUUAGGACACAUAUAGUUCACUGUUCAGUUGAAAUAGUUUGUUUUUGCGUUAUUUAGAGCAAAACUGCUCUUUCAGUUUAAAAAGAAAUUUCCAAGCAAUGUCACGGCAAUAGGCAUGGCUCGAUACUAGAGGUGACAAAUAUACACCCUCA
Danio aesculapii is the source of this 2092-nucleotide messenger RNA. Its product is annotated as ribonuclease Y. Lineage: Eukaryota; Metazoa; Chordata; Actinopteri; Cypriniformes; Danionidae. The coding region runs from base 93 to 368 and encodes 91 amino acids. The transcript is spliced from 4 exons. The record is from RefSeq and is a predicted model, not a curated record.